Messenger RNA from Saccostrea cuccullata (small rock oyster), 631 nucleotides. Its product is annotated as tetraspanin-17-like. Bases 35 to 295 code for a protein of 86 amino acids. Lineage: Eukaryota; Metazoa; Mollusca; Bivalvia; Ostreida; Ostreidae. The record is from RefSeq and is a predicted model, not a curated record. The transcript is spliced from 3 exons.
AGAGGAAAUAAACGUCUUAUGUGGUCGAAAAGUGAUGCAAGCAAGUGAAAAUGAUAAAAUCAUAUCAGACGGUCCUUCUAUAAGCCGCAUUAACAAGGCUGGCUGCGUCAGGGCCUUGGGGACGUGGAUUCAGACCAAUGCUAUGGUGUUAGGGGGCAUCCUGCUGGGAAUACUUCUGCCACAGAUGUUUGUUAUGUGUCUUUCCCGUACAUUGAGGGAUCAAAUUAAAAGCCAGAAAGCAAAGUGGGGACGUCAACGUCGUUACCAAGACAACCCGGCUUUUGACAGACAUUGAGCAUCAACAGGAGGGAACGUCUUGUCUGAAGGGCAUAGAGAACUGUGAUAUACGAGAUUACAAUAGUGAUUCUGGGAUUCCGAAUGAUUAUGUUUUACAGUGAACGAUACAGUCUAUCAAUAUACACGGUACUUGUACAUGCAAAAUGGAUUCCUGAAAUUAUAAAUCUGUAGUAUACAUGUACGUAUCAUACCAGUUGUGUGUGUGGAGUGUGUUUUGCAGGUGCUUGUAAAUUUAGAGAAAUAGAGGGGAUGAAAGAUAAUUUUUAUUACAUGUUUUAGAUACAUUAAUUGUUCAUUUAAUAUGAAAAAUAAAAAAAAUAUGAUAUUCCAACAA